AUGGAGAGGCAGGCACUCUUAAGCUUCAAGAAAGGUGUCAUUGAUCCAACAAGUUCCCUCUCUUCUUGGUCUAUCAAGAAAGAUUGCUGCCAGUGGCAUGGUGUUCAGUGCGACAACAUCACAGGAAAAGUCACUAGUCUUAACCUGGGUUGCUCACCAAUUGAUGUAAGUUCCAAUUGCUUGAGGUUAGGAGGUGAAAUCAUCUUGCCUUUAUUUCUGCUUGAAUCUCUGAACUCAUUGGAUUUGAGUGGGAAUGACUUCCAAACUUUUCAUUUGUACCCUUCAAAUGCAUAUCGCAACUUGUUAGGAACUAUGCCUCCUCAUUUUUGUGGAAAUUUCUCCAACCUUAAGUAUCUUGACUUGUCAUAUAAUAUAAACCUUCACAUGGAUAACAUUCAAUGGAUCUCUCAUCUUCCAUCAUUGAAAAUUCUUGAUCUUAGUGGUAUUGAUCUACACAAGGAAACUCAUUGGAUCCAACACAUGAGUGUGUUGCUUUCACUGUCAGAGUUGUUGUUGAGAAGUUGCCAACUUACUGAUGUAAUUCCUGGUGUUGGAUGGUUUGUCAAUUUUACUUCCCUUCAAUAUCUUGACCUUUCGGAAAAUUAUUUUGAUUUUGAAAUUUCUAAACUAGUGUUAAAUCUUAGUGAUGAAUUUUCUGCUCUCAUCCUUGAAAGCAAUAAGUUAAAGGGCCCAAUACCAGACACCUUAAGAAAUCUUAGAAAUCUGGAAUACUUGAUGUUAUCUGGAAACGAAUUGAAUGGAACAAUUCCAGAUUGGCUUGGUGAAUAUAAGCAUAUGCAAUAUCUUGAAUUUUAUGGGAAUUCAUUGCAAGGUCCCAUUCCUGCUACCAUUGGAAAUUUGUCAGAAUUAAUCUCAUUAGAGCUCAGUUACAAUCACCUGCAUGGCUUUUUCCCAUCAAGUCUUGGAAAACUCUCAAACUUGGAAAAUUUGCUUGUUGGGGGAAAUUCAUUGGUUGGGGUGGCGUCAAAAAUGAAUUUCACUAAACUCAUAAAACUGCAGAUGUUAGAUUUGAGUUCGUCAAGCUUUAUCUUUGAUAUGGAUUCAAAUUGGACCCCUCCUUCUCAACUUGCUUAUGUAUAUUUACAUGCUUCAAAACUAGGGUCUGUCUUUCCAACAUGGUUAUAUUCUCUUGAAUAUGUUCAUUAUUUGAACAUUUCUAGCUCAGGAAUAUCCUCUAUAGUUGAGGACAAGCUCUGGAGCUUGGCUAAGAGAACCACUUGUCACGGAUGA
This is a messenger RNA of Prosopis cineraria, 1251 nucleotides long. RefSeq names its product receptor-like protein EIX2. Bases 1 to 1251 code for a protein of 416 amino acids. Gene Ontology annotation, molecular function: protein binding. The record is from RefSeq and is a predicted model, not a curated record. The transcript has a single exon. NCBI's taxonomy places the organism in Eukaryota, Viridiplantae, Streptophyta, Magnoliopsida, Fabales, Fabaceae.